This is a messenger RNA of Anopheles marshallii, 798 nucleotides long. RefSeq lists its product as uncharacterized. The record is from RefSeq and is a predicted model, not a curated record. Bases 1 to 798 code for a protein of 265 amino acids. The transcript is spliced from 4 exons. NCBI's taxonomy places the organism in Eukaryota, Metazoa, Arthropoda, Insecta, Diptera, Culicidae.
AUGAGAGCGGCGUCAGCGCACAACAAGGCCAUGGUGGAUCGGCUGCUGACAGUGGUCUACAUUCUGGUCACUGUCGGGGCCAUGAUCAGCCUGGUUGGUGCCGGUUUGCCUUCCGUUCUCCGCGCCUGCCCCCGUAACUCCACCGACCUGAACCAAUGCAUUAUCGACGUGGUGAACGAACUGCGGCCCCGGUUGGCGACGGGUGAUUUCGGGGAAAACUUCACCAUCACCUCCCUGGAACCGAUCAAGAUUGAUCGUUUGAAGAUAGAGCGGGGCGAGAACUUUAAGGCGAACUUCACCAACUUCCGCAUCAGUGGUGUCACGCACGAGAAGACGGGAUUCGUUGUGAAGAAGUUGAAAACGGACAUAGAAAAUCGUCAGAUUAACGUCACUCUGCUGCUACCGAAGCUGCAGGUCAACUCGAAGUACUCCCUCAAGAUGAGCAUUCUGGUGCUGCAAAUCAAUGGUGACGGUGAUGUGCAGGUGAACUUGACCGACACCAAGGUAAGCCUGAAGCUGACGUUCUACACGGAAACGGUCGACGGGGAGGAGUACUUCCGGUUCAAUCCGAUCAAUCUGCGCGUCAAGUUCGGCAAGGCACGGUUCUAUCUGAAGAAUCUGUUCAACGGCGACCCAACGCUGGAGAUGAUCGGCAAUCAGGCGAUCAACGAAAACCCGGACGUGCUGCUGGACGAGGUGAAGGGCGGCAUUGAGGAGAAUCUGGCCAAACUGUUCACCAAGAUUGCCAACGAGGUGGUGAAGGAUGCACUGUUCGAGGAAGUGUUCCCCUGGAGCUAA